GGAGCAGAAGAAGAGGAGGCGGAAGUGCGGGGAUGAGGAAGUAGUUUGCUCCAUCAGAAGGUGCCGUUUCCAGUCUCGGCUCCGUCAGAAGGUGGUGUCCUCCGUCUCCGCUCCGUCAGAAGGUGGUGUCCUCCGUCUCCGCUCCGUCCAGCAUGUCUAAGAACACCGUCUCUGACCGCUUCCGGAAGGUAGAUGUAGAUGAGUACGAUGAGAACAAGUUUGUGGAUGAAGAGGAGGGCGGGGAGAGCCAGGGAGGUCCGGAUGAGGCGGAGGUGGACUCCCUCCUCAGACAAGGGAACAUGGCUGCAGCUCUGCUCGCCGUCCUGAAGAACCCCCCCAUCAACACCAAGAACCAGAGCGCUAAGGACCGCGCGGAGCAGCUGGUGGUCAAGGUGCUGAGCAGCUUCAAGAGCAGCGACAUCGAGAAAGCGGUGAGCUCCCUGGACAAGGCUGACGUCGACCUGCUGAUGAAAUACAUCUACAGAGGCUUCGAGAAACCGUCCGACAACAGCAGCGCCGUCCUGCUGCAGUGGCACGAAAAGGCUCUGGCAGUGGGCGGAGUCGGCUCCAUCGUCCGGGUCCUGACCGCCAGGAAGACGGUCUGAGGCGUCGGCCUGCGGCGUCUGGAUCCAGAUGAUCAGAACCGAUCCAGGAUCCACGCGUCUCUCUGCUGCUUCACCGUUUCUGGCUUCGUCCUCGCUCCUCUGGGAUCAAGGUGCUGGCACCUGGAGCGCCUCCUCCCAGUGCGUGCUGGGACCGAGCGCCUCCUCCCAGUGCGUGCUGGGACCGAGCGCCUCCUCCCAGUGCGUGCUGGGACCGAGCGCCUCCUCCCAGUGCGUGCUGGGAUCGAGCGCCUCCUCCCAGUGCGUGCUGGGAUCGAGCGCCUCCUCCCAGUGCGUGCUGGGACUACGUGUUUUUCUAUGUCUGUUCUACAUAAUGGCGCCAGCUGGUCUGCAGGUGGCGCUGCUGUUCACGCUUUUUCUAUCUGAAUUAAAGAGCUCUAUCUGA
Messenger RNA from Cyprinodon tularosa, 1008 nucleotides. Its product is annotated as actin-related protein 2/3 complex subunit 5-C-like. The coding region runs from base 153 to 605 and encodes 150 amino acids. Gene Ontology annotation, biological process: Arp2/3 complex-mediated actin nucleation; cell migration; regulation of actin filament polymerization. NCBI's taxonomy places the organism in Eukaryota, Metazoa, Chordata, Actinopteri, Cyprinodontiformes, Cyprinodontidae. Gene Ontology annotation, cellular component: Arp2/3 protein complex; actin cytoskeleton; cytoplasm. Gene Ontology annotation, molecular function: actin filament binding. The transcript is spliced from 4 exons. The record is from RefSeq and is a predicted model, not a curated record.